GCGCUGCAGCAUAUUGCAACAACAAAUCUAUACUUACAAAAUACAUCUGUGUCUACAGUGUGAAUUGCAAUGGCGAACCCUAAGGUGUUUUUCGACAUGACGAUCGGCGGAACUCCGGCCGGCAAGAUCGUGAUGGAGCUCUACGCCGACACCACUCCCAAGACGGCGGAGAAUUUCCGAGCGCUCUGCACCGGCGAGAAAGGCACCGGGAAGUCCGGCAAGCCGCUGCACUACAAAGGAUCGAGCUUUCACCGCGUGAUCCCCGGCUUCAUGUGCCAAGGCGGCGACUUCACCGCCGGAAACGGCACCGGCGGCGAAUCGAUCUACGGCGCGAAGUUCGCGGACGAGAAUUUCGAGAGGAAGCACACCGGACCGGGGAUCCUCUCCAUGGCGAAUGCUGGACCGGGGACGAACGGAUCUCAGUUCUUCAUUUGUACGGCCAAGACGGAGUGGCUGGAUGGAAAGCACGUCGUGUUCGGAAAAGUUGUGGAGGGGAUGGAUGUCGUGAAAGCCAUUGAGAAGGUCGGAUCGGGUAGCGGCAAGACAUCCAAGCCUGUUGCCAUUGCUGAUUGUGGACAGUGUUAGAUCCGAGAAUUUCUCGGAUCGAACCGCUUUCGUAUUAUUAUAACUAUUAUUAUUAUUAUUAUUAUUAGUCAGUCGUUCAGGGUCGUUUUUCUUAUCAGUAUCAGUCGUAGUAGUUGUAGUGGCGGUGAUGCUAAGGGUUUAUGUUAUCGAUCGGUGGUCAUGACCACAUGUAUCAGACUAUCUGGAUUUAUCGAAUAAAUUUCAGUCUUUUUUAAUGAA
This is a messenger RNA of Daucus carota subsp. sativus, 804 nucleotides long. Its product is annotated as peptidyl-prolyl cis-trans isomerase. NCBI's taxonomy places the organism in Eukaryota, Viridiplantae, Streptophyta, Magnoliopsida, Apiales, Apiaceae. The record is from RefSeq and is a predicted model, not a curated record. Gene Ontology annotation, biological process: protein folding; protein peptidyl-prolyl isomerization. The transcript has a single exon. Gene Ontology annotation, molecular function: peptidyl-prolyl cis-trans isomerase activity. Bases 70 to 585 code for a protein of 171 amino acids.